CAAUCACCGCCAAGUCUGUCACCUACCCAGGCAUUGGAACCUUCAACUCGCACGAUUUUUUUGACCCAAUUCACAGGCCUUUCACUGACCUUUUUCUGCCUCAAUCUCCCGAGCACAUUUCCCCCGAGUUUGAACUUUUUACUCGAAGCACCCGAGAAUUUGGCGAGAUCAUUCACUGGAACAACACUGAGAGCGCCAAAGGAUCUCACUUUGAUGGGUCAAAAGAGACGAAAGUAAUUGUACAUGGUUUUAUCGACAAUCAGCUUUUUGCUGACUGGAUGAAAAAACUCAAGAACAAAUACCUCGACUACCAAGACGUCAAUGUGCUGCUCGUCUACUGGCCAAAGGGCAACUUUUUCCCCUACGGACAGGCAGUGGUCAACACGCGAGUUGUCGGCGCAAUGGUUGCCAUUCAGAUUCAGACGUUCAGCAAGGCGAAGAACACCACUCCUGCCUCUUUCCACGUCAUCGGCCACUCGCUGGGCUCGCACAUUGCUGGCAAUGCCGGAAAGUUCCUGGGAAAUGGAGUUCUGGGCCGAAUCACCGGUCUCGACCCUGCCGGUCCCUUCUUCGAAGGCCUUCAGCCAGCAGCCCGACUGUGGCACACUGAUGCCAAGUUUGUUGACUCCAUCCACACUGAUGGUCGCCCACUGCUGGAGGUCGGCUUUGGCAUGUACGAGACCUGCAGUCAUGUGGACAUGUACCCGAAUGGCGGCAAAACCCAGCCAGGCUGUGACCAGGAGCGCCUCACUGCAAGCAUUUUUCACGGAUUAUCUGAAGGCGCCCGACGACUGGUGGCCUGCAACCACCAGCGAGCCGUGGACUACUUUAUUGACUCGCUCGACACUACAAUCCCACUGCCAAAGGCAUACCAGUGCGACAACUAUGACGAUUUCAAGAAUGGAAAAUGCAUCGACUGCGGCAGCAAUGGUGAGAAGUGCGUCAUCCUCGGUCCCCGUGAUAUUGAGUACAAGAACUCUGUCCGCGACAUCAACCAGGGAGAGGAAACCACCAAUGGAAAGCGCUUCUUCAUGAUCACCGGCCAACACGAGCCGCUCUUGAGCAAGUUCCAGUAUGUCAUUCACAUGCACCUGGCCAAGCAUGGCCUUGAGCAGUUUGACAAGAUCGCCCAUGUGCACCUCAAGUUUGUUGACAAAUCGGGCAAUGAGGAGGCUUACAGUUUCAAUGACCAAACCAAGCUGGAGGCAAUCUUCAAGAUUGGCCAGACGUACUCGCACCCAGGUGUUCUCAACAUGGAUCCUGAGAACCUUAGCAAAAUUGAUUUUGAGUGGGACCACGGUUUGCUGGACAACCUCGACAUCUUCCACCUUUUCCGCAUGCACAUUGACGCCAUCGAGGUGGUCGGUCUUACUGAGCAUGGAACUACAACCAAAAGCAAACCAUUUGCAAAGAAGUUUUGCAAUCACGCAAAUGGAAUCAAGAGCAAAACGCAUGUUUCAUUUGAAAUGUGCUAA
Rhagoletis zephyria (snowberry fruit fly) is the source of this 1475-nucleotide messenger RNA. NCBI's taxonomy places the organism in Eukaryota, Metazoa, Arthropoda, Insecta, Diptera, Tephritidae. The record is from RefSeq and is a predicted model, not a curated record.